AAAAUUUUCUUCUUGCAUUCCCUUCCCCUGUUCUUCUAUCCCUCCUCGCAUUUGCGAUUCACCUGAAGAUCAUGACAUCCAUCAAGUCCUUAUUAGCCGAAUCCCCUUACCUCACUUCUAUUCCCGCCUCUUAUAUUUUCAGAAACAAUAAUAUUGAUCCCAAUGAUUCAGCACUUCUUACAGAGCCAGAACUCAAAAUCCCCAUCAUUGAUUUCUCACUCCUCACCUCUGGUGAUCCUAAUCAACGGUCCAAAGUUAUCUCUGAACUCGGAGAAGCCUGCGAAAACUGGGGUUUCUUCAUGGUGAUCAAUCAUAGUGUUCCAGAAAGACUGAUUGAUGCAGUAAUCGACGGCUGCAAGGGAUUUUUCGAUCUCGCCGAGGAAGAGAAGUUGGAGUUUAAAGGAAAGCAUGUUUUGGACCCGAUUAGAUAUGGUACAAGCUUCAAUGCUUCAGUAGAUAAAGUGUUUUAUUGGAGGGAUUUUCUCAAGGUUUUUGUUCAUCCACAGUUUCACUUCCCCAAUAAACCAUCUGGGUUCAGUGAGCUUGCAUUAGAGUUCUGCAAAAAGAUCCGCCAAGUGGUCAAAGGAAUACUUGGAGGCAUUUCAGAGGGUUUAGGAUUGGAAAGAGAUUAUAUCUACAAGUCCCUGAAUCUCGAAUCGGGCUUGCAAGUCUUCGCAGCAAACCUAUAUCCUCCCUGCCCACAGCCAGAGCUUGCAAUGGGAAUGCCUCCUCAUUCAGACCAUGGCGUCUUGACUCUUCUCAUCCAAAAUGGAAUUUGCGGCCUUCAAAUACAACACAAUGGGAAGUGGGUCAAUGUCAAUGCCAUUCCCAACUCCUUCUUGGUCAACACUUGCGAUCAACUUGAGAUUUUUAGUAAUGGGAAGUACAAGAGUGUCGUUCAUCGAGCUGUUGUGAACAACAAUGCCACAAGAAUAUCUCUAGCGAUUGCAAAUGGACCAUCUCUUGACACGGUUGUUAGCCCAGCAUCAGAGUUGGUUGAAAACCGUCCUCCGGCAUACAUUGGAUUGAAGUAUAAGGAAUACUUGGAACUUCAGCAAAGCCGGAACCUUAAUGGCAAAUGCAUGCUAGAUUGCGUACGACUACUGUGAAAUAUUGCACACACAAGUAAUAUACAUACAUACCUACCUAUGUACGUACGUACGUACAUAUAUAUAUAUAUAUAUAUGUAUAUAAAGAGAGAGAGUUUGUAACUUAGCAGGGCAUUGUCAUACCGUGCAAAAGUAAGUCACUAUAACAUGCUUAAGUUAAUGAUAAUGACAUUUGAUUUAUAAAA
This is a messenger RNA of Morus notabilis, 1294 nucleotides long. RefSeq names its product protein DMR6-LIKE OXYGENASE 2. The coding region runs from base 72 to 1109 and encodes 345 amino acids. Lineage: Eukaryota; Viridiplantae; Streptophyta; Magnoliopsida; Rosales; Moraceae. The record is from RefSeq and is a predicted model, not a curated record. The transcript is spliced from 4 exons.